This is a messenger RNA of Phodopus roborovskii (desert hamster), 2664 nucleotides long. It is a transcript of the gene Sema4g, whose product is annotated as semaphorin 4G. The transcript is spliced from 14 exons. Lineage: Eukaryota; Metazoa; Chordata; Mammalia; Rodentia; Cricetidae. Bases 90 to 2603 code for a protein of 837 amino acids. Gene Ontology annotation, molecular function: semaphorin receptor binding; chemorepellent activity. The record is from RefSeq and is a predicted model, not a curated record. Gene Ontology annotation, biological process: negative chemotaxis; negative regulation of axon extension involved in axon guidance; neural crest cell migration.
UGACCCCAGUGAUUGCUCUUCCCCUCCAGUCCUGUGACUCUAGCCCCGGCUGCCUUUGGGGUCUCGUUGGUCUAAACUUCCCCAGGAAGAUGUGGGGGAGGCUCUGGGCCCUCCUCUUCAGUUUCCUCACAGUAACAGCAGUCCCUGGACCCUCGCUGCGGAGACCAUCCCGAGAGCUGGAUGCCACCCCACGGAUGACCAUCUCCUAUGAAGAGCUCUCCCAGGCCCGGCACUUCAAGGGCCAAGCCCAGAACUACUCAACACUUCUGCUGGAGGAAGCUUCGGAAAGGCUGCUGGUGGGAGCUCGAGGCGCCUUGUUCUCUCUCAGUGCCCGUGACGUCGGAGAUGGGGCUCACAAAGAGAUCCACUGGGAGGCCUCCCGAGAGAUGCAAAGCAAGUGUCAUCAGAAAGGGAAAAACAACCAGACGGAGUGCUUCAACCACGUGCGGUUCCUACAGCGGCUCAACGCCACCCACUUUUAUGCAUGUGGGACCCACGCCUUCCAGCCUCUCUGUGCAGCCAUUGACGCCGAGGCCUUCAUCUUGCCUACUAGCUUCGAGGAGGGGAAAGAGAAAUGUCCUUAUGACCCAGCCCGUGGCUUCACAGGCCUUAUCAUCGAUGGAGGUCUCUACACAGCUACUCGGUAUGAAUUCCGGAGCAUCCCUGACAUCCGCCGCAGCCGCCACCCACACUCUCUGAGAACUGAGGAGGCACCCAUGCACUGGCUCAAUGAUGCUGAGUUUGUAUUCUCUGUGCUGGUGCGGGAGAGCAAGGCCAGUGUCGUGGGUGACGAUGACAAGAUUUACUACUUCUUCAUGGAACGUGAAGAAGGUUCUAGCAGCUUCACUCAGAGUCGCAGCAGCCACCGUGUGGCUAGAGUAGCCCGUGUGUGCAAGGGAGAUCUAGGAGGGAAAAAGAUCCUACAGAAGAAAUGGACAUCCUUCCUGAAGGCGCGUCUCAUCUGCCACAUUCCACAGUAUGAGACACUGCGUGGCGUCUGCAGCCUGGAUGCCGAUGCAUCGGCCCACACACACUUCUAUGCAGUCUUCACACUGACAACACAGUGGAAGACCCUGGAGGCUUCAGCCAUCUGCCGCUAUGACCUGGCUGAGAUGCAGGCUGUCUUCACAGGCCCCUUCAUGGAGUACCAAGAUGGUGCCCGGAGAUGGGGCCGCUAUGAGGGUGGGGUGCCUGAGCCCCGGCCUGGCUCGUGUAUCACAGAUUCAUUGCGCAGCCGAGGCUACAACUCAUCCCAAGACUUGCCAUCCCUGGUCCUGGACUUUGUGAAGCUGCACCCACUGAUGGCUCGGCCUGUGGUACCCACACGUGGGCGGCCCCUGCUGCUGAAGCGCAAUGUACGCUACACACAUCUCACGGGAACACACGUCAGCACACCUGCUGGACCCACCUAUGACCUGCUCUUUCUGGGCACAGCUGAUGGCUGGAUCCACAAGGCCGUAGUCCUGGGCUCUGGGAUGCACAUUAUCGAAGAGAUACAAGUGUUCAGGGAGCCCCAGUCUGUGGACAAUCUAGUCAUCUCUCCCAUGCAGCACAGCCUCUAUGUGGGGGCUGCUAGUGGAGUCAUCCAGUUUCCUCUGUCCAGCUGUUCACGCUACCAUUCCUGCUACGACUGCAUCCUGGCACGGGACCCCUACUGUGGCUGGGACUCCAGCACCCAUACCUGCAUGGUGGCCACCACCGUAGCCAACAGGACAGCACUGAUACAGGACAUAGAGAGAGGAAAUCGAGGCUGUGAAAGCAGCAGGGAUACAGGACCGCCACCACCACUGAAGACUCGCUCUGUGCUCCGGGGUGAUGAUGUCCUCCUGCCUUGCGACCAGCCAUCUAACCUGGCCCGAGCUUUGUGGCUACUCAAUGGGAGCAAGAGCCUGAGUGACGGGCAGGAUGGCUACCGCGUGGGAGUGGAUGGGCUGCUGGUAACAGACACGCAGCUGGAGCACAGUGGCAACUAUGGCUGCUAUGCCGAGGAGAAUGGUCUCCGUAUGCUGCUGGCUUCCUACAGCCUCACUGUCCGGCCAGCCACCCCUGCCCCGGCUCCACAAGCCCCUGGCAUGCCCGGGGCACAGCUGGCACAUGACAUGAGGUUGUUCUAUGUGGUAGCCAUCGCUAUACUCGGUGGCCUGUGCCUCAUCCUGGCAUCUUCCCUCCUCUAUGUGGCAUGCCUGAAGGAAGGCAGACGAGGUCGAAGGCGAAAGUACUCAUUAGGUCGGGCUGGCCGGGCGGGGGGCUCAGCCGUGCAACUGCAGACAGUCUCAGGCCAGUGUCCUGGAGAAGAAGAUGAAGGUGAUGAUGGAGAGGGGCCUGGGGGCCUGGAGAGUGGCUGCCUCCAGAUCAUCCCUGGGGAAGGAGCCCCAGCCCCACCCCCUCCACCGCCACCCCCACCCCCGGCUGAGCUGACCAAUGGAUUGGUGGCACUGCCCAGCCGGCUGCGGAGGAUGAAUGGCAAUAGUUAUGUGCUCCUGAGGCAGAGCAACAAUGGAGUGCCAGCGGGGCCCUGCUCCUUUGCAGAGGAGCUCAGCAGAAUCCUGGAGAAGAGGAAGCACACACAGCUUGUAGAGCAGCUAGACGAGAGCUCAGUUUGAGCCUAGCUUCCCAAACAAAUGCUCUUCCAAGCCAGCCUGUCUGCCCUGGGCUGGGCCUCUG